Megachile rotundata (alfalfa leafcutting bee) is the source of this 1657-nucleotide messenger RNA. RefSeq lists its product as uncharacterized. The record is from RefSeq and is a predicted model, not a curated record. Lineage: Eukaryota; Metazoa; Arthropoda; Insecta; Hymenoptera; Megachilidae. Gene Ontology annotation, cellular component: membrane.
UCAAUUAUUCCUAACUUUCCAGACUACGUUCGCAACACGCGGAAUCAAGCUGCAGUCUCCGUGUGCAGUAUUAUCUAAGCCAUGGACCGGUACCCCCACCGACCUAAAUACACGCCGUAUAAAUGGUCAAGACCAGCAUCUAACCACUGUCAGUGAGAUUGUGGACCUAAGCUCGUGUUUACUUGAGGUGUUCAUUCACGGUGCAUUGACGCUCGGCCAGCAUGAGAUUUCAUCGACCUUGCAAAUAAGCGAUCUGUGAUUUCAUUGCGACGAAUCAUGAAGCGUGCCAUGCGUGCCUCCGCGUUUCGAUCGGUGCUAAUCGGUUGUUUUCUUUUGGUGAUUUUGCGAGAGACGUUCGCCUUUGGGAAUUCGACGAGCGCUUUCGUGGAGAAGUGUCGGGCGGAUUGUAGGCUGGAUAAGAGCUUGAUUAGUUGUGGGAAAUAUAGAGUUGUCAGGUGGUUGCAUGACACUGUCAGAAAUAAGGAAUUCACUUAUGGACCCGUUCGCGUAAUACGGAUACCAAGCAUAACACAGCAAUCGAUUCUGCCGAAGUUACCUCAGAGUCGAGUGUUCAAGAGCGAGGCGGUCGAGGCCUUGAACUUCGUCAGGGACGUUCUCGAGGACCUGCUGACGAAACGUGCUUUGGUUUAUACCAUCGAUAAUUCUGUGGCGGGGAGGAAUUUUGGGACUGUGCCUAUGGUCAUGGACGAGGAUGAGUUGGAUGAAUUACAGAGCAGGAAAGAUGAUGGUGAAUGGAGGAUCUUCAAAAAGAAGAAAUCCCUCAUCCUCCCAAUCCUAAUUUUACUAAACCUCCUCAAGCUGAAGUUACUACUUAUACCAAUAUUCCUAGGAGUACACUUUAUCAAGAAAUUACUGGUGCUCGGAUCACUCAUAGCACCAUCCAUUCUAUCGCAUCUGAAGAUCUGCAAGGUUCCUCCACAUCCGCAACCCUAUCAAAUGUGGGCCACCGCCGCUGAGGCUCCCGUUGAUUAUCCAACAGGAUACGGUCAAGAGGAGCCAGCUUGGGUACACAGGAACGACCUAGCCUACGGCACUUAUAUACGCAAUCCCUACGGAUGAAGCGUAGGACUCCACCGACUCGUCGAGCAAGCUCGCCGUUCGUCAGAAUCGUCCUGAUAUCUCCAGAGGCCCCCGGCGACCCUGCUCCGUGUCUAGCAAUAUUUCGUAGAUAAUACUUCUUAAAGACUGUCAUAGUGACACUGAUUUAGCUAAGUGAUUAAGGCGUGCUCGCGAAAAAUUGAACUUUCACGGCGUCCCGUUAGCGAUUUAAGUCACGAACACGCCUUUAAUAAAAAAGUGCAUAGCAUGCGAAGUUGAUCAUUGAAAUGCAUGUUAUGUACCGUAAAUCUGAUUAUGAGAACGUAUUUUCUCGUGUCGGCUCGCGUGAUGUCAACGCGACUUCCUGUAUUGUAACGGAUAUGCAUGUUGGAGUGUGUAUGUGGUUUCGAAUGUAGUUUGCAGUGAUCGGUGAUUGGUGUUAGGAUUAACGAUAUGGUAGCACUGCGGUAGUGAAGAUUGUGUUCCACGGGAUGAGGGAUCCGUUGAUCAUCGAUAAUGAUGUAUUUAGAGAGCAUUUGUGUGUUGUACUGUAUGAAUACAGUGUUUUGUACUGUAAUAGUUAAUAUAUGAAAUGUUU